This is a messenger RNA of Closterium sp. Yama58-4, 2243 nucleotides long. Lineage: Eukaryota; Viridiplantae; Streptophyta; Zygnematophyceae; Desmidiales; Closteriaceae. The record is from the annotation of a GenBank genome assembly.
CAAAGUCGCUAUCGCUGAUGCUCCAUUGUCUAACCGCCCCCCCUUCCCCUCCCUCAACCCGCCCUCCGCACCUCGUCCUUUUACAGACCAACUUCCAGGGGCGAGUCUUCAUGACCCAUGCCACGAAAGCCGUGUAUCGCCUACUGCUCUCUGACUUUGUGCGAGUCAGCAAGGUGGCUGUGGAUGAUGCUCUGUUCACGGAGCAAGAUAUUCAACAGAGCAUGGAGAAGAUCGAGGUGAUUGAUUUCCAUCAGAUUCAUGAGGCGAACGGCAUCAAGUUCUGGUGCAACACAGCAGGGCACGUGCUGGGAGCGGCCAUGUUCCAGCCUACACGCUUUGGCACGUGCUUAGAGCAGCCAUGUGCCACAUGCUCUGUCUCACCCUCCUUCCCGCUCUCGCCCCUCCCCUUCCACCAGGUGAUUGACUUCCAUCAGAUUCACGAGGUGAACGGCAUCAAGUUCUGGUGCUACACGGCGGGCCACGUGUUGGGAGCGGCGAUGUUUGCGGUGGAUAUAGCGGGAAUCAGAGUGCUCUAUACGGGGGAUUACUCGCGCGAGGAGGACCGCCACUUGCGGGCGGCCGAAGUGCCACCUUUUUCGCCGGAUCUCUGUGUUAUCGAGUCAACCUUCGGCGUGCAGAUUCACGAGCCCAGGGAAGUGAGGGAGCGCCGGUUCCUCGAUUUCGUUGUGGGUACCGUCCUCAAUGGAGGGAGGGUGCUCAUUCCGGCCUUUGCCCUGGGAAGAGCACAGGAGCUGCUGUUGAUUCUGGAUGAGCACUGGAGGGGCCACCCGGAGGUGCAGCACGUGCCGCUGCUCUAUGCCUCUCCACUCGCACGGAAGACAAUGGUGGUGUAUCGCACAUAUUUGAGCGCCAUGAACGACCGCAUUCGCGAGCAAGCAGAGGUGUCCAACCCGUUUGACUUCCGCUUCAUCAAGUCUCUUCGGAGCAUUGCUGAAUUCGAGGACACGGGUCCCGCUGUGGUGAUGGCCAGUCCUGGCGGGCUGCAGAGCGGAUUAUCCCGACAGCUCUUCGACAUGUGGUGCCAGGACGCGAGAAACACGUGUUUGAUCCCAGGAUAUGUCGUCGAAGGCACGCUAGCCAAGACUAUCUUGAGUGAGCCCAAUGAGGUGACUCUGCAAUCCGGCGCCACAGUGCCUCUCCGCAUGAAGGUCCACUACGUGUCCUUCGCAGCACAUGCCGACUACCCGCAGACCUCCCACUUCCUGGAGCAAAUCCGCCCUCCCCACAUAGUGCUGGUGCACGGGGAGGCGCACGAGAUGGCGCGGCUUAAAGCCAAGCUUGCACUGCAUUUUAAAGAUUCGCCCGCGCCGCCGAGUAUACACACGCCGAAGAACUGUCAGGGCGUGGAGUUUUUUUUCAAAGGGGAGAAGAUUGCGAAGGUGGUGGGGAGGAUUGCGGAGAAGGGGGGGGUGAUGGCGCCUGGCCCGUUCGAACCCGUUAUAAGGCGCCUGGAGAUGCUGUUCGACUCGGUCGUGCUUAUAAAGGACGCGGGCGUGCCUGCAGUGCAGGUGCAUGAGAAGGUGAUUGUAGCGAGGGAGGGGGAGGAUAGGGUGGUGCUGCAGUGGGCGUCGGAGCCUGUGGGAGAUAUGCUGGCAGAUUCGAUUGUGGCUCUGAUUCUGCAGCUGGAAUCCGGGCGGCAGACUGGGAAGGAUCUGACGCUGCUGACGUCAGCAGGAGGGAGAGGAGGAAGAGGAGUGAAGGUGGAAGGUGGGGGGAGGGAGGGAGGAGAGAAGGUGGUGAAGGGAGAGGAACUAGAUGAAAAGACAGGAGCUUUGGUUGCUGGAGAAAGUGAUAAGAAGGGGAAAGAGAAGGGCAAGGAGGGCGGAGGGGGCAAGGAGGAAAGUCAAGAGGUGGGGAAGGAGGAAGAUAAAUCGAAGGCUCUGGCGAAGGGAGAGGAGGGACAAGGGGACGGAGUUGGAGAGGGGGAGGGAGAAGGGGAGGAAGGAGGGAAGUGGAGGUGGCUCAGAGAGGACGAGAUGAAGCACUUGGAGCGAGUGCUAGAGAGUAUGUUUGGGGGAGUGAAGAGGGACGGCGAGGAGCGGUUGAGAGUGAGUGUGGAUGGGGUGGAGGUGAGUGUGAGAGUGGGGGAGGGAGGAGGGGAGGUGGAGUGUGCGGAGGAGGGGUUGAAGAAGAGAGUGAGGGAGGCUGUGAACCGGUUUCUAGCUGCCGUUCGCCCUAUCCCUCCGCCCGUUGGUUCUGCCGUAGGCUUGAAGAAAGCUUAG